This is a messenger RNA of Trichoderma gamsii, 1197 nucleotides long. RefSeq lists its product as hypothetical. The transcript has a single exon. Bases 1 to 1197 code for a protein of 398 amino acids. Lineage: Eukaryota; Fungi; Ascomycota; Sordariomycetes; Hypocreales; Hypocreaceae. The record is from RefSeq and is a predicted model, not a curated record.
AUGAUUUCUUCGGGCGACGGAGCGUCGGCUCGUGCGCCAGCCUGGAAGAGAUUGGGCCUGAAGCUCAAGCAGUCUUCCGCAGCCGAACCAGCAAAUGAAACCCUGCAGGUUGGGCAUCCAAGCAGUAGCAGGACCCAGCAGACACCGUCCAAGCGGAAGCCCGAAGCCCCGCCGGCGGGCGAACCUCUGUCGGCAUUGAAAAAGUCUCGGAACGACUCGCAUCCUGCAGCUUCUAACCCUCAGCUGAAGAAGAGAAAGUCGGUUUCGUUUGGGGAGACGCCCACAAAAAGUGGAAUCGAUGCCAAGGGGCCCGUCGACAAACCACCUCCCAAGAAAGCAAAAAUCCCUGGCAAGAAGAAGACUAAUCCCAAUGCUGCUGCCCCUUCGGAUAUCAAGCCUGCGCUCGAGUAUUUGAGCCAGUGGAAGUCUGCUCGGGCCUCGUGGAAGUUUAACAAGAACUACCAGACCAUCCUCAUCAAGCACGCAUUCGACCCCGUCCUCUUCCCUUCGGCCAAUAUUGAUACCUUUUAUCUAUAUAUCCGCGACCUCAAGGGCUUUGUUCGCACGAGACUACAAGAAACCGCAAUGGAAAUCCGAACCAAGGACAGCACAGAAGGAGCCGCAGGCUUCCCGGAAGGCUCAGUGAACCUCCCGGAGAAGCAGUUAAGAUACGACCAGCUGCUCGCGCAAUUGCUUCAUUCACAGGCGGGGCAGAAGAGGAAGACCUUCCAUGAGGCCGAAUACCGGACGUCGUCAGAGGAUGUCGACGAUGUAAUCAGGCGUGUGAUCAAGCGAAUGCGCGCAGAGCUGGUUCUGGACCAUUUGUCCGAGGGCGAGGAGUCGGAUGCCAGCCAUACCACCACGGCAACAACCUCUUCCGGAGUGAGCAUUGCCGAAAGCAACACGACCAAGGCUACCGAGGGUGAUAACCAGGUGAAAAUAAAGGAGGGGCCCAGCAAGCGCAAGAGAAAGCUGCGUACCACUGUGGACGACAGCAGCUCCUCGGAAUCAGAGAGCGACUCGGACGACAGCAGCAGCAGCUCUUCAGACGACUCUGAUUCUGAUUCAGACUCUGAUGAUGGCAAGGAGGCUGAUAAGGGCAACGAGUCUUCCAGCAGCGAAUCAUCAUCCUCUUCGUCUUCGUCUUCAUCAGAAGGCGAGUCUGACUCGGACGAUGAGAGCUCAGAUGAAGAGUAA